Parasteatoda tepidariorum (common house spider) is the source of this 376-nucleotide messenger RNA. NCBI's taxonomy places the organism in Eukaryota, Metazoa, Arthropoda, Arachnida, Araneae, Theridiidae. The record is from RefSeq and is a predicted model, not a curated record.
AUUUAAUUGUAGAAUAACUGUAAUGUGCAGAAAUGGAAGCAAUACUGAAACUUCAGAAAUUCGACCCUGAGAAACUAGUCGAAUUAUGCCGAAUGCAUUUAACAUUUACUCUAGAUUUGGAUAAUGAUGCAUUUUCUCAUCUACUAGAAAAGGACAAUGGAAAAAAGAAACAACGCAACUAUUUUAGCCGUUUUAUGAAAGACAAAUCUAUAUCAGAAGUGAUGCCUUUGAAUCAAGAGACUAUAUCUCAUAUUUAUCAGAUCAUUGAAUUUCUAGGACGUGAGAUAAGUAAGUUAAUAAAAAUACUUUUAUUAAUAUUAAUACAAGGUUGUAAUGCAUCAGUCAUUUUAUAAACUUUUAACAACUGUGAUAAAAA